AUGAGUUACUUGAACCGUGUUUGGAUGGCAACUACCGUGGCGGUGGCACAAGGUCACACUGAUCCGGGUCACAAGUGCAAAAAAGCUCUCGGAUCUAUUCAUCAAAACCGCACGCGUCUCUUCUCCGCCGGCGGUUUGUCGAAUCUCCGGCCGUUGGCUGGUGUCGUUGAAUCGGACGUACCCGUGAGUUCUGAAGCGGAAAAGAGGGUGAGACAAACUGACGAUUCUCUCCGGAAAGUGAUGUACAUGAACUGCUGGGGUCAAGGCUAA
Molecule: messenger RNA, 270 nt
Organism: Lathyrus sativus (Indian pea)
Lineage: Eukaryota; Viridiplantae; Streptophyta; Magnoliopsida; Fabales; Fabaceae
Source: the annotation of a GenBank genome assembly